GAAGUUUGUUCGUCUACGUCUUCGUACUCCGACCACUACCACGAAGUACGCACACGCAGAAUGUAGCAGAUCCUCACGCAAUGUUGUGAAACAAGUCUAGAGCUGUAUUGUGAGUACUGCCUUAGUUUUUGCCAGGCAAAUAUAAGAAAUAGCUGGGUUCCUGACUGCAGCUGCCAUCUACGAUGUAACUACGAGACCGACCCGUCCUACCAUCUACUGGUGAAAUAUGAAACUACUUCAAUAUUGCGAUAAUCGUGUCACGUUUCGUUUUACGUAGUCACAAAAAAGGGGGCAUCGACCACUGCAAGAACGCUGGUCAUGGAUGUGCUAACCGCUGAUGUUAGCUGCAAGUCAGCAGUUGCACGUCAAUACCAGUACUCGGCUGUAGUUGUCAAACAUACUGGGUUAUUUUAUAUUCAGUUCUAUCAAGUCUAAUUCUUCACUGGUUAUGAACCAUGUCUGGUAAAAUGAGAGAGGGUUUUGUGAACGUAAAUGGUCUCUCAACUCAUGUCAUCACUUGGGGAGGCUGGAUUGAAGAUGCGCUAAAUGCAGAUCAUAAGGAAAUUGUGUUACUUAUUACUGGCAAUCCUGGAUUGGCUGGUUAUUACACUACAUUUUUAACAAGGUUACAGUCUCGUCUUGGUGUUCCAGUGUGGGCUGUUUCUCUCGCUGGCCACGUGUUGCCACCAACAGCUAUAAACAGCCUACCACCUUUACGACAAAAUCCAGAGCUCUACAAUUUGAAAGGUCAGGUCGAACAUAAAUUAGCAUUUAUUGAGAAAUACGUUCCACAGGAUGUGAAGAUAAUCCUUAUAGGACAUUCCAUUGGUGCUAAGAUGAUAUUAGAAGUUCUUAAGAAUGAUGAUACAAGAUCCAGAGUCAUGAAAGCAUAUCUCUUGUUUCCAACAAUAGAACGUAUGGCAGAGUCACCAAAUGGGAAACUUCUGACAGGUGUUAUAAAGCAUUUAGUGCCAGUUAUGAUAUUCUUGGUUUGGGUCUUCACCUUUCUUCCAGUUUUUGUAAAGAAAUUCUUACUUGCUAUGCAUUUCAUGUUGAGAAGCAUGCCAACUUAUCAUGUGUCUACAACAAUGCAACUGAUGAACCCUACUGUGUUGGAAAAUAUUUUGUUCCUUGCACUGGAUGAAAUGGAGGAAGUUAAAGAACUAGAUGAUCAGAGUUUGAGAGAAGUCAAUGAUCUGUUAUAUUUGUAUUAUGGUACUACAGAUGGCUGGGUGCCAUUGAAGUAUUGGAAAGAUAUUGCACAAAAUCAUCCAGAUCUAAAAUGUGUGUUAUGUGAAAAUCAAAUUGAUCAUGCCUUUGUUUUACGUCACAGCGAUAAGAUGGCUGAUAUCUUGUCAGAUUUAAUUCAGGAACAUGAACAAAAACAUUAAAGAAGUUGAGUUCAGAAAAAUGUACCAUUUUUAUUUGCAAAGUAAGGUGUGGGUUAUACUAUAAACAUGUCAUAUGGUGCUUGGCUCAAAUAAUAUUUAUAAAGGCACAUUUUUUUUAGUAAUUUUAUGUCUAUACAAUAUAUUAUCAGCUGGAGAGGUCAUCUAGCAUGGAAAGUGGUUGGUUUUUAUAUAGUUCUGACUUUUUCAUUGGAAAAGUCAAAUAGAACAUGAUUAAGUUAUUAACAACAACUUAUAGAAAAUAUAUUUUGCUUAAUUUUAUACCUGACAAUCUUCUUACAAUCAUUUUACACAAAAAUAUUGUUGGUUUAGAAUACUAUAUUUAUUUAUCAGACUAUUUAGUCUGGUCUCUGUUGGGUGAAUAUACAAUUUGCUGUUUUCAUACAUUAAUCUAAAGAUAAAGAUGAAGUUGUCUUGUGUACCAUGUCAUGGAGGUGUAGGGGGUGGGGGUGGGGGGGGGACUAGAUAGAAAUGUGUGGUCACAUUCACACCCCAGCUGCUUUACAGAUGGUCCUGGUACCCAUUAGAUAGGAAGCUGAUACACAUUUUGUCCCACUUAAUGUGAAACACACCACAACUACAUGUCGCAGCAACAGCAAGCAGACAUAAUCAAUGCAGAACGUGACUACUGCAUGCUAGUAGGCGAGUUACAACUUCAUGGGACCCUCUGUAUAUAGAGCAUAUUUUAUAUUUAUAUUAAUAUUAAUUUAUUAGUUCCAUUAUUGUUCAUUGAUGCAUCUUAAAUAUCUUAAGCUUGGGAACCUAUGUUUGAUGCUUGACGUGAUAAUACAAUGGCAUGACACUGCUGCCAACAAACUAAUCUCUUUUUUUUUAAAAAAAACAGCAACACUUCCCAUUUCACAUUUCUAGUUUAGCUGCUAGAUAAAACAGGAACCAAAGAAAUGUUAGAAACUGUUUAAAAUAUUUUGACAUUCCAUAAACACUGUUUAAUAAUUUAUGUAUGGUUUUUAUUUAUUAGUGCAGAACAAUUUAUAGGUUAUGAGGUAUUGCUAACGAUUAAACAGUGUACAACUGGCUCCAGGUUUAAGCUGUGUGGAAUGAAAGUGACUUCCAGGUAUUACUUACUUUAAGGCAGGCCUAUUUAGGAAUAUCGGUACUUGUGGGUUAUCGGGACUCAUCACUUUAAAAAUACGUUAGGUUAGGUUAGGUUAGGUUAGGUUAGGUUAAUGUGUGUGUGGAUGAAUGACAUAUACUUGAAAGUUAUUAUAUUUUAUUUCAAUAAAUGACAAGUAUUUUUAAAGCGGUGUGUCCCAAUAACCCACAAGUACCAGAAUAUCAAAUUAAGAACAAGGACAUAUCUUACUGUUGAUAUCGUGGAAGAAAGCAUGUGAAUAACGACAACAGAAAUUAAAACCUGAUAUUGAAGUGAUCAAGGAGAAGCAGUGUCACUAAUAACUGAUUUUGUUAAAGAAAAUUAUUGAGUAACAUCUGAACCUGUUAGUAGGCCUAAUUGAGUAGCAUUUUUAAUAAAUUACCUCAUUGCAGGCUGUGAGUUGAUUAAGAGAGGCAAGUGUGGCCCAAAGUCUGGUAAAGGUUGAGGACCUCUGCUAUAAGAUAAUAGUUCUUACAGAACAUAUUUAGUUGAGGUGAAAUGUAUUGACUAGUGGCGAAUUUAUUAUUUAGGGGAUCUUACAAUGAAAAUACUGUAUUAACCUAUGCUAUAACAAAUAUGCAUCUUGACAUUAUUAUCCCAAGAUACAAAGUUCUUGUUUGAUUGAAUGAGAAAAAUUGUGUAAUUAUAUUAUAUUUGUUGACAAGUUUAUGAUUUUUAUCAUGUUAAUACUGCCUAUAAGAUGGUGCUUACAUGUUUAACACCAGAGAAGAUGCACAUUAAAACUAUGUCAGAAUAAGAAAAUGUAAGUGUAUACAUUCCUAACAUUUGGAGAAAAAUCAUGCACACGAUUUAUAAUACAGAACCUUCUGACUUCAUCAUUUAAGGAAAUAAUAUCUAUAAAGCAAAACCUUUAGCUCAAAUAAAUUAUUAUAUGACAAUAACAAAUACAUUGGUUAUGUUUUAAACUUUAUGUAAAUGAAAAUUGCCAUAAUGCACACCUCAAAAUAAAUUAUAUUAGAUAUUGUAAUCCUAGAGUGAUAUGAAUAACAUGCAUUUUUUUUUCUCAAAACUUAUGUAGCACAGAAAAAAGACAGAAAUAAAAUUUUAUUAUUUACCUAAAAA
Zootermopsis nevadensis is the source of this 3606-nucleotide messenger RNA. RefSeq names its product lipid droplet associated hydrolase sturkopf (gene sturkopf). Gene Ontology annotation, biological process: lipid storage. Gene Ontology annotation, cellular component: lipid droplet. Gene Ontology annotation, molecular function: lipase activity. Lineage: Eukaryota; Metazoa; Arthropoda; Insecta; Blattodea; Termopsidae. The record is from RefSeq and is a predicted model, not a curated record.